GGCGAUUCGUUAAAUUAGAAGUUCCAUACGUCAUGCCACCCACACGUACAUAUACAUGCACUUUCGCUCCACCCACGCACACUCUGAGAGAGUUAACCACAAGAAAUUGAAGGCGUAUCUCCCAAUAGCUAUAUAGCUAUGGUAUGGAGAAGCCGCUGGAGAUAGUAGACGCGCACAUGCAUCUGUGGUCUCCGCAGACCCAUCCUUGGAUCGAGAAAGUCAGGGACGGAGGCCAUCCUGCAGGGAAAUUCGAGUCUGUGACCACGUAUCUACUAGACGAAUACCUGAAGGACGUGGGAGGACUAUAAUGUAACGCACUCAGUACACGUAGAGACAGCCUGGCCGGGAGAUCCAGUGGGAGAAACGAAGUAUAACUAUAGAUUAUAGCCACACUUUGUGCUACUGUAGUACUACAUACACGCCCCACAUUCACACACACGAUACAUUUGGGAAGAAACCAUAUGUGUAGGAUUUUUUGUACCCACUACAGUUGGUUGGAUGGAAUAGCAGACUCUAACAGCAGAGGAUUGCCCAAAGCGAUAGUGGGCCACUGUGAUCUGUCCUCUCCGCAAGCUGAGGACAUUCUCUCUCGUCACGUUCAAUCCAAGAGAUUCCGUGGCAUAAGACACAUACUAAACUGCCACGCUACAAAAGCAAUCUAUUCGGAGGCCCCCCAUGAUGACUUUCUAACGAACCCCAAAUGGCUCGAGGGGGUCGCCCUCCUACAGAAAUUUGGCCUCUCGUUUGAAAUUCAUAUUCUACCAGCUCAGAUGCAGAGAGCUGCAGAGGUGACCAGGAUGUUCCCAGGAGUGAUGUUCAUGGUCAACCACUGCGGACUGCCCUAUGAGAGAGACACACAGACAAUGAAGAUAUGGAGAGAAGGUCUCACGGAGCUCGCCCGUCAGGCCAACGUCUACUGCAAGGUUUCUGGGGUGUUUGCUACCGACAGGAACUGGACACAGGACUCGGUGGCUGAGGUGGUGCAACCUGUUCUGGACAUCUUUGGCAUGGACAGGUAGAGUGAAAACCUCUCAGUAAUGGACGCCUUCUUGGGGACAUCGCAAAAUGGGUCAAGACCAAAUGUUCUUUAUAGAGAGGUAUUCAGAGAGUCCAUUUUCAGAGGUUUCACUGCGUACCGGUCCAUUUACCCCUGGCCUCCCUCUCUGCUUGGCGGCCAACUAGGUUUCCCAGAACCCAGCCAUUGCUCUCUAAAGUUGCAUUUGGCACUAUGUAUACAUUCACAAUGGAG
Messenger RNA from Geodia barretti, 1249 nucleotides. Lineage: Eukaryota; Metazoa; Porifera; Demospongiae; Tetractinellida; Geodiidae. The record is from the annotation of a GenBank genome assembly.